AUGAAGGGACAUACACGUAAAACUUGCCCAAACUCUCAAACAACGAAUAUGCAAAUGAUGAAUGAUGAAAACAAUAGUGCUCAAAAUAGCACUCCAACAGACUCUCAACAGAUGAAUGUAGUAACUAAUUUAAAUUCCCCUGACACAUUGCACGACAAAGACGAUGACAUAACUGAUAUAAUUAACACCCAAGCACCAGAUACUGAGAUAAACAAUCAUGAGACCGAUGGUACAACAGAUAACAUUGAAAUUGAAACUGAAAUGAAUACAGAUUCAUCCAAAUAUAUGAGUAAAAAGCGCACGCGCUCUAGAUCACCAGUUCAUAGAGAAGAACAAAACAAUGACCAGUUAAAUGACGAAAAUAAAUGUGAACCAAGUUCUAAAAAGCGUAACGAUGAAAAUGCAAUCGAAAUUGUUGAAAAAAAUUGUCCGAUUGAUGAAGAGAGAGUACGAACCCCUCCUUCCCCUUCCAUUGCACCACCAUCGCCUCCCCCACCCCCUCCACCCCACAAACCCUUUCCCCACGUAUAUGCCAAUGUAACAGUGUGCACUCCAAAGCCACAGCCCGAGCUUACGGAGUCGGCCCCAUUUCCAUCAUCUCCCUCACUUGAGUUCACAGUUGAAUCCCCGCGCGAUUCGCCGCUAUCCGAACUCCCCCAUUGA
This is a messenger RNA of Saccoglossus kowalevskii, 663 nucleotides long. RefSeq lists its product as uncharacterized. NCBI's taxonomy places the organism in Eukaryota, Metazoa, Hemichordata, Enteropneusta, Harrimaniidae. The record is from RefSeq and is a predicted model, not a curated record.